AUGGACAAAGAGAGCAGCCAAGAACUUUUGGUCGAAAACAAGAUAGCUGGUUUCAGUAGGGUGCAGAAACCGGACGUGGCUGCAAUGCAGCUUGAACUUCUACCCUAUGACGUUCUGCGUGACAUACUGUCACGGUUGUCGAUCAAGGAUGUCGUCAGGAUGAGCGUGCUUUCUCGUGAAUGGAGACAGCAGCGGAUAUGCCAUCCAGAUCUGGUCCUCACCAAAGACACCUUUGGCAUAAGUACAGACAUGAAUACUGACCCAGACCUGGUCCCCAAAGACUACUUUGGCAUCAUUAAAGACAUGAAUACUAAACGAGCAUCCCGGGCUGCUGAAUUCAUCGCCAAUGUGGACAGUGUAUUGCGCCCACUGUGGUCUACUUGUACUACAACUACGACUACGCUGGACAAGUUUGUUGUCGAAUUUGGCCUUCGCAGAAAGAACAAGUAUCACAUUGAUAAAUGGGUUAGCUUUUCCAUUGUGUCAAGGGCAAAGCACAUUGCUUUUCAUUUCACGUUUGAUGUCGAUUGCUUUGGCCCUGGAUGUGACCAGUACAAGUAUGUUUUCCCGCUGUGCAGGCUCAGUGGUCCAAGCGGCUCUUGUGUCACAUCUCUUAUUCUGGGCUAUGUGGAAAGAUUCAGUAACACCCGCGAUUGCUUCAUGACUUUGAGGCAUCUGAACAUGAACCUUGAUAUCUUUCUCGGUCCAUAUGAUGAUAGCUGGGUUAUGGGGUUUGUUAAUCUCUUGGAAUUAGCACCUCUCUUAGAAGAACUGGAACUGCAUAUGGAUCGUGAUAGAUUUUGCUUUGAAAAUCCGAGGACAGUGUUAGCGGCGCAAGGGCCUCCGCAUCGUCAUCUCAGGAGUGUCUACAUGUCUGGAUUUUGUGAUGUAUUGGGGCUAGCCGAGCUGGCGCUCUACAUCCUUAGGAAUGCUACUGUGCUUCAACGUAUGGUAGUAGAUCCUGUGGCAGGGAUGAUGGAUAACGCGUUGACCGAACGUUUCUGUUCGGUCAGAAAUGGCGGUAGCAGUGAAGAGAUUGUUUUUCCAACCGAUGGAACUCAGAAAUGCGUAGGCAAGAAGAGGAUGUUUGCAAAAAAUAACCUUGACAAAGAGGAGUUUUGUCACGUCCUCACCAUUUUAUGA
Triticum dicoccoides is the source of this 1143-nucleotide messenger RNA. RefSeq lists its product as uncharacterized. Gene Ontology annotation, molecular function: protein binding. Bases 1 to 1143 code for a protein of 380 amino acids. The record is from RefSeq and is a predicted model, not a curated record. Lineage: Eukaryota; Viridiplantae; Streptophyta; Magnoliopsida; Poales; Poaceae. The transcript is spliced from 4 exons.